AUGCGCCGGCCCGGGGCCAUGCGGCUGGUGCGGUUCCUGCGGGCCGGGGGCAACGAGCCCCGGCUGGGGCUGGAGGAGGCUCCCGGGGGCCCCCUGGUGGAUCUGAGCGCGGCCGACCCGGCACUGCCCAGCUCCAUGCGCUCCUUCCUGGAGAGCGGCCCGCGGGGCCUGGCCAGCGCACAGAGGGCGCUGGACUCUGGUCAGCACCGGGUGGCACGGGGCUCGGUGCAGCUGCUGGCACCCAUCGGGGACCCGCAGAAGGUGAUCUGCGUGGGGCUCAACUACCGCGACCACUGCCAGGAGCAGGGCGCCAAGGUGCCCAAGUACCCAAUCAUCUUCAACAAGUUCCCCAGUGCCAUCACCGGCCCCUUCGAUGACAUCGUGUUGCCCCCAGACAGCAACGAGGUAGACUGGGAGGCAGAGCUGGCCGCUGUCAUCGGGAAGCCAGGGCGGCACAUCGAGGAGGCGGCAGCGCUGGACCACGUCGUGGGCUUCACGGUGGCCAACGAUGUCAGCGCCCGGGACUGGCAGCUGCGGAACGGGAGGCAGUGGCUGCUGGGGAAAACCUUCGACACCUUCUGCCCCCUGGGGCCUGCCCUGGUCACCAAGGAGGCGGUGAGAGAUGUCCACAGCCUGGCCAUCCGCUGCAGGGUCAAUGGGCAGCUGAUGCAGGACAGCAGCACUCAGCAGCUCAUCUUCUCCCUCCCCCACCUCAUCGCCUGGGUCUCCAGGUUCACCACACUGCUCCCUGGUGACAUCCUGCUGACAGGAACCCCUGCAGGGGUAGGGUUCUUCCGGAAGCCACCCGUGUUCCUGCAGAGAGGAGAUGAGGUGCAGUGUGAGAUCGAGGAGCUGGGUGCCAUCUGCAACAGGGUGGCAUGAGGAGGGAGAGGCCGAAAGUCACCUCAAGCACAGCCCCCUCCCCACCCAAAAGCCUUCCACGCCCCCCAGGGGGUUCAAUAAAGGCAGA
Messenger RNA from Indicator indicator, 970 nucleotides. RefSeq names its product fumarylacetoacetate hydrolase domain-containing protein 2A-like. The record is from RefSeq and is a predicted model, not a curated record. The transcript is spliced from 7 exons. Gene Ontology annotation, molecular function: hydro-lyase activity. Lineage: Eukaryota; Metazoa; Chordata; Aves; Piciformes; Indicatoridae. Bases 1 to 882 code for a protein of 293 amino acids.